AUGGCAGGGUUCUUGUCCGAGGUUCAAAUCCUGCAGCAGCAGCUGGCCAUGACCCACGGCAACCCCCUGAUCGCGCUUCAAGAAGCUGCAGAGCUGCUGGCGGUCCGCCUGCACGUCGACCUUGUUGCUAUUUGGGCUCUUCCCAAGGACGACCCCUCCUGCAGUGUCCUGAUGGCCACAGUUGGGACCGGCGCGGCUGCGCUGCAGCAGCACAUUGUCAGCCGGCGGCCGCGGGACACGGCGCCAUGCACUCAGGGCGAGUGCGGACCUUGCUUGCGCAACUCAGCGCCUGACCUGGUGGGGGCCUUGCCCGAGGAGCUGACAAGCGGCAAGGGCGCCCUGCGCAGCAUUGUGCGGGUGCCCAUUGGCCCGCCCAACGCGCCGCUGGGCGUGCUGCUGCUCGCAAAGGCCCAGCCUGGCGCCUUCCAGAGCAAUUGGUGGCAGGUGCGCCUGCAGCUGGCGGGGGCGGGGCUGCAGCCGCACCUGUACCACCCGCAGAUCCAGCAGCUGGCCCAGCUGCUGACGAGGAUGGAGGACGAGCAGGACCCAGUGGCGCUCAUCAGCCUGCUGCUCAGGGGCGCGGCACGCUACAUGCAGUCUGCGACCAACAUGCCGGCCACGGCGCGCCUCGCAUUGCUGACCAGCAGCACCACCCCAGAGGGGCCCGAGUCCCUCAUGUUUGAGUGCCCUGCGGCAACCUCUAGUGGCCACUGGCUCGGCGGCGGCGGCGGCGGCGGCGGCGGCGGCGGCGGCGGCGCGCCGCGCGGCAAUGGAGCACCUGCAGGGCCGGACGAGGGCCUUGCAUCGCAGAGCGACGCAGACGCUGAUGUCAUCGCCAGCCGAUUGACCCUGGUCAACACACUGCUGGCGUCUGCCAUUGCUGGGCAACAGGCGCGGUUCAUUGCGGACUGCUCCGCAUACAUGCAGGCCUGCCUGCAGCCUGCGCGCGACCUGUUCACGCGGUCAUCGCAGCUGGUGGCGUCUAUUGUGGUGAUCCCUCUCAUGGCAAGGAGCGACGCGCCUGUCCUGGGCGGCCUGUACUUCACAUUCAACGUGCCCUGCGAUUUUCUGCAGAUCCAGGAGACCGUCCUGGCCCACUGCCGCGCAUCCGCAAGCAGCAUCAGCGCCCCGAUCAGCGACCUGCCCUCCGCCCCCUCUGAGCGCGCGACCAGCGCCGCUGGAGUCGCUGGCGGGCCUGUGCAGGCGAGCAGUUCCCUGUCCAGCUCAGACUUGUCGGAGCCGCCGGUGCGCACCCACUUGGCGAGGCUGACCCAGACGUCCUUGAAGCUGUCGCUGUCUGGCAGCCAGCGGCUCAACACUGAGGCCAUGCUCCAGGUCCUGCAGCAGGGGCUGCGCUCCAAGGAGCAGCGCUCGCUCGCCGGCUCGACAGAUCUUGCAGUCGGGGAGUGCCUCGGACGAGGUGGCUAUGGCACCGUGUACAAGGGGUGGUGGCACAAAGUGCCCGUUGCAGCAAAGGUCAUGCCAGCACGCAACAGCGUGCACGAGGCGAUGCAGGUCGCGACCGAGAUGGCGGUGCUGUCCACGGUGCACCACCCUAACAUCGUCAGCGUCUUCUGCUGCCUCACAGACAUGGUGGAAGCGGCGGACGGCCCGGCCGGCCACAGCACCAGCGCUACUGGUGCUGACAGCAGCGACUUGAGGGUGCGAUACCGCCGGCUGGGCGCCAACGAGGACCCCGAGGGGAGUGAAGCCAUAUUCAAUAUCAUGGUCAUGGAGUUCUGCGACCGCGGCACCCUGUAUGGCGCCAUGAAGGCCGGCCACUUCCACCGCGCCAUGCCCAACGGCGCCAUCGGCGUGGACCUGGCGGCCAUUGUGGCAGUGCUACUGGAUGUGGCCUACGCGGUGCAGUACCUCCACGCGCUGCACCUCAUGCACGGCGACAUCAAGAUGGAGAACAUCCUGCUGAAGACCGACCACGGGCGGCCCCUGGGCUUCACCCCCAAGCUGGCGGACUUUGGCCUGACUCGCAUCCUGAAUGAUGCUGACAACACCGUCAACCUCACAGGGGCCGGCACUGUUACGCACCUCGCACCUGAAAUGUUCCUGGCGGGCAACAAGGUGACCAGGGCUGUUGACAGCUAUGCGUUUGGGGUGCUUAUGUACGAGGUCUACACCAAGAAGCGCGCCUACUCGGGCCUGCCCCGGCAGGCGGUCAUAGAGCGCGUCCACAAGAUGGGCAUGCGGCCCCGCUUCCCCUCCACCACGCCGGCCGCGUUCCUGAAGAUUGCCUGGGCGUGCUGGCACCCUUCGCCGCAGCAGCGGCCCUCCUUCGUGCAAAUAACGCAGGCUCUCGAGCAGCUUGCUGCAGACCUGUGCAGCGGCGACCCCGGCAGUUGA
Monoraphidium neglectum is the source of this 2358-nucleotide messenger RNA. Its product is annotated as putative serine/threonine-protein kinase drkC. The transcript is spliced from 17 exons. The coding region runs from base 1 to 2358 and encodes 785 amino acids. Gene Ontology annotation, biological process: protein phosphorylation. Gene Ontology annotation, molecular function: ATP binding; protein kinase activity. NCBI's taxonomy places the organism in Eukaryota, Viridiplantae, Chlorophyta, Chlorophyceae, Sphaeropleales, Selenastraceae. The record is from RefSeq and is a predicted model, not a curated record.